Marchantia polymorpha subsp. ruderalis is the source of this 921-nucleotide messenger RNA. The record is from the annotation of a GenBank genome assembly. NCBI's taxonomy places the organism in Eukaryota, Viridiplantae, Streptophyta, Marchantiopsida, Marchantiales, Marchantiaceae.
CUUCAAACAUCAUGUGGUCGUAGGCUCUCGUCUAUACACUCUGGCAGCUGUCACUCUGGCUGGCUUUUGCCGAUACUGUGAUAGCAGCAGAGAAGCGAGUGACGGGAGGUGAGCCGUUGAGUAUUUGCAGGCUCAAUUUGGAAGAGAUUUUGUUUGUAGGGGGAGAAGAAUGCGUGCAUGCAAUUUCCGAAACCAGAGAGACGAUCAGGGACAAUGCCAUCGAUCGGGACGAGGUGAAGAACUUGUUCCCUGAUUGGUGCUUAUCCAGGAUAUGAUUGACCUCUGGCCUGGAGUCCUGAAUUUAGAUCGCAAUCCGCAAUCUCACAUGGAGCGGAGCCCAAAUUUAUCCAACAGCAGCUUUUUCCCGAGUCCCGCGAGCGGACGAUCAGAUCAUCAGACUGAACUCGUCCGUGUCGUAAGGAGCAGAGCAUGUCGCUUCCAGUCUCGCCACACACGAGCGGCGCAAUGGAGCCAGUAAUCUCGACGAGAACGAACCGCGGCUGCCACUUGGAUCUGCCAAACUGGCGCAAAAGAUGUCUGUCAGAGGGUCGCAAAGAAGUGGUCCAGGUUUUGAUGUUUCGGGAUCAAAUCAGGGCCUCCGAUUGGCUGUCGGCUGUUUUUCCUGGAUGUGAUCUGACCCGAGACCCGACCCGAUCGGCCUUAACUUUACUGGAGUCGAGACAGUCAAGCAACGGGACGGAAGGAAGGACGGAAUGUCCCUCCCUUGACAUCAGCCAUGUCCACUUCUGCCUGCUGAGUCAACCCCCUGCCGUUCUGAAAUUUGGCAAUUUCGGCUUCGAGGGGUUCAGAGACUGCAUUACCAAUCACGUAGACAACAAGAACACUCGUGCUGAUUACUGCAGUUAGAAAUCACGAGUUUCGAUCAGACCCAUUCAAAUGAGUUCCCGUGCCAUGUACAAG